UUGCACAUUUUGCUACAGCGCUUGCGCAGACUUCAUGGCAUGCGGUCUAGUAUUUAUUUCAGCGUCUUGUGCUACAUACAGUCAUGCUGCCGAUGUGACACAUAAUUGAAAGAAAAGCACUUUAUAUUCGUUCACAUUAAAACGUGUAGUUUAGCUCUUGUGUGAAAUGGCGAACGAUGGUGCCGCGAAACUGUCUAAAAAUCUCCUGCGAAUGAAGUUCAUGCAGAGAGGGUUAGAUGCAGACGCGAGGAAACAGCUGGACGAGGAGGAGAAGAGAAUCAUCAGUGAUGAUCACUGGUUCCUGGACCUGCCUGAGCUCAAGACCAAAGAAAACCACAUCAUUGAGGAGAGAAGUUACGUUCCCUGUGAGGAUUUGGUUUAUGGCAGAAUGUCAUUCAGAGGCUUCAAUCCUGACGUUGAGAAAUUAAUGUUACUAAUGAACACACACAAAGAGGAGGAGGAGGAUGAAGAUGAGGACAACACUGUGAGCAGAAUGGAAACUGAUAUUACAGAUGAAGAGAUGGCUAGAAGAUAUGAAAGCUUGGUUGGGAGCAUGAGAAAAAAGUUUGCCACGAAACGAGAUCGCGCCGCCAUUGCUAAGAAAGAAGAGGACAUUAACUGCAAUGUUGUUGAAAAUCAACCCAAAAGGGCUUUCAUGAAGCCUCAGGACUGAGAAAUUUUGUAAAAGAAAUGUUUUAAUUCAAUGGACGUUUUUUUUUUUUUUUAAGAUUUUUUUUUUUUUUAAAUCUGUCAAGUGACAACAAAUGCAUUGUUAAAAGAUCAUAUUUUUUAUGGAAAAGGUACUAGUGUAUGGAUUUGUAGAACAUCCUAAGACAUGAUAUAUAAUAUUUUUUCACAAUUAAAUGUACCAUCCUAAAAACUGUAAAAACCUGA
This is a messenger RNA of Megalobrama amblycephala (Wuchang bream), 894 nucleotides long. It is a transcript of the gene mphosph6, whose product is annotated as M-phase phosphoprotein 6. The transcript is spliced from 5 exons. The record is from RefSeq and is a predicted model, not a curated record. Gene Ontology annotation, biological process: maturation of 5.8S rRNA. Lineage: Eukaryota; Metazoa; Chordata; Actinopteri; Cypriniformes; Xenocyprididae. The coding region runs from base 167 to 673 and encodes 168 amino acids.